AUGCUCUCCAACGGAGGUUUCUAUCUUGGAAAAUUGUUGGCGAAGGUGGAGAGAAGAGAGGAGGUUGUGAAGAUACUGAAAGUGUUGUUGAAGAGACAUAAUAAUGUGUUGGAUAGACAGUUAUCGAGAAGUGAAUGCAGCGAACACGUGAUUGAGAUGUUCUUCGAGCGAAGUAACAAGAACCGACAGUUUGUGAUUGAUUUGUUCUCGAAUUCGAUUUGUAUUAGAGAACAAAUGGAGACCGAAAAGUUCAUCGAGCAACUCCUCGCCUGCUCUCUCCCCGAAAAACACCGAAUGCUCGCCGCCUUCUCCCAGACCGCAUGGGGCCGCGCGAAACUCCGAACGUCUGGAGCACUUGACGUCGUUAUUGAUGUCUUCUCAUCGUCGGAACAAAUUGAGGAGAAAGUCGCCGCUGUUUCAGCAUUCCGACACUUUGUACAUGACACUGCUGGAAUGAGACAUCUCAGUGAGAACUCGAUAUUUGUGAAUACGGUGGUGAGGGACGUGAAAAAGUAUGUGGAGGAGAAUCUGGCGGAAUGCGAGCCUGCGGUGGAUAUCGAUUUUGUGCAAAGACUCACAAAUGCUGAAAAUGGAUCUGGAGAUGGUGACAACGGAGCAACUCAUCAGAAUAUCGCUGAAUCUGUGGAUAGAUUGCAUAAAGACUUCUAUUCAAUGUGGUCAUACGACACACCACAGACGUCGCCAAGAAGAGCCCAAUCCGCUUCAAUGUCUCCACCAUACAAUGCGCCGUCGCCUAGCUAUAGUUUUCCAUCUUCAGUUUCUUCCAGUGCAGCGUCAUCGCCAGCACCAAGACGGCCAAGCGAAGGAAUUCUAGAUGAUUUGAGUGAUGUGGAGUCGGAUAAUGGGGAGGAAAAAGUGGAAAAGGAAGAUGUGACGGAGAAGAAAAAGAGACAAGAGAAGAGUAUAAUCGAAGGAGAACUAUGGCUCCUCACCUGGCUGGCUCAAGACGAUCACAACCUUCAAUUCCUUAUCCGUCCAGAUGUCGUCGACUGCGUUGUCUCCUAUCUCCGAUCCACCAGUUCUCCAGACUUCCGAACUUAUCGAGUGCUCCGUCGAAUGGCUACCCAUCGAACUCAUGUCUAUCGUCUUCUCGACCUGGAAUUCCAUGUCCGAAUCCUCACUGGUCUUUGUGCUUCGCCGUGUCGAAUGUUGAAAUACGCUAAGCCUUGUAAACAUUGUGACAAGUGUUCGGAGCAUGGAAGAGAAAUUCUUCGCGAGUUUGCGAGUCACGUGGAUAAUAGUUAUGGAGAUGCUCACAUCAAUUCACAGUUCACGAAAGAAGACUUUGUGCAUCGGACGAAAGCGGCGAUCGCUAAAAUUGUGUUGGUCAAGGAGAGAAUCCGUCUGGCGAAGGUGCCAGCAUUGACAGAGUUGUUUAAUGCGUUGGCUCAUGUCAUGAGCUCACCGGAUAACUUUCGAGAGUUGGGAAAAAUGACGACUUACGAGAAUGGGCCAUCUUUCGCGUCGCAGAUCGUUGGAGCCCUGUCGAUUCUGAUAAGUGGGCAGAAGAUUAAAGAACUCUGUGAAAACGACAUGUGGUACUUCCCGACCGAAGAAGGCGCAGGUGAAUGUGCUGUGGAGAAUGCUCCAGAAUCCGAAGAGCUCCUCCAUUUCAUAGAUGAGAAUGACAAGGAGAUCGUGGUGGCGCCAAUGAAAAAGAUCUGUGAAAAUAGUCACUAUUUCGAGGGAAUGUACUCAUCAGACUUUGUGGAGAAGACCGAGGGAAUCCGCACGUUUCAAGUACAAUCCGAAUCGUGUCCACCAGAAGAUUUUCGACUAUUCAUUCAUCUAUUGUCCACGUGUACAGCUGCAUGUACAGUAGUGUCGUCUGCUGAGCAAUGUGCCACGUUGUUAGCGCUAUCCGAUCAAUUCCUGUGCCCGACGAUUUCCAAGCAACUGUGUGCAGAUGAUGGACCAUUGAGAACUUAUCUGAAUGGACACAGUCUUCAUACAUUGUUACCGGUGGCAUUGGCUACAAAUGCGCAUCCAACACUCCUCGACACCGUCUACCUCACGCUCGUCCGUUUCUCGUCAUCUGAAGACGUGACGAAAGCAUUGGAAGCUAUCUGUGAGAAUUCUACAGUCGUCAACACAUUCGUCACAAGUUUACGCACUUUUUUGACAACGAAAUGUUAA
Molecule: messenger RNA, 2157 nt
Organism: Caenorhabditis remanei
Lineage: Eukaryota; Metazoa; Nematoda; Chromadorea; Rhabditida; Rhabditidae
Exons: 8
Coding region: 1-2157 (718 amino acids)
Biological process (GO): anatomical structure morphogenesis
Cellular component (GO): cytosol
Source: RefSeq, a predicted model, not a curated record